Molecule: messenger RNA, 5695 nt
Organism: Schistocerca serialis cubense
Lineage: Eukaryota; Metazoa; Arthropoda; Insecta; Orthoptera; Acrididae
Gene: Fas1
Product: fasciclin-1
Exons: 14
Coding region: 112-2145 (677 amino acids)
Biological process (GO): extracellular matrix organization; cell adhesion
Cellular component (GO): extracellular matrix
Molecular function (GO): cell adhesion molecule binding
Source: RefSeq, a predicted model, not a curated record
CGGCGGCCGGCGAAGGUGUGUGGGCGCGCGAGCAAGUCACAGAGUAGCGGAUAGGGUUAGGUAGGGCGAGUGCUGAGGGGUAGUCAGGCAGGGAGAGAGUGCGCGCCGGCGAUGGAGGGCCCGAGGCUGACCGCGCUGCUGCUGCUGCUGCUGCUGCUGACGCUGGCCGCUGACAGAGCCAGCGCCAAGGGCGAGAAGUCGCUCGAGUACAAGAUACGCGACGACCCGGACCUCUCACAGUUCUACUCGUGGCUGGAGCACAACGAGGUGGCCAAUAGCACGCUGCAGCUGCGCCAGGUCACCGUCUUCGCGCCCACCAACCUCGCCUUCCAGAACUACAAGGCGCGCGACGGCGACGAGAACAUCAUCCUCUACCACAUGACGAACCUGGCGCACUCGCUGGACCAGCUGGGCCACAAGGUGCUGUCCGAGCUGGACGGCAACCCGCCGCUGUGGAUCACCCGGCGGCGCGACACCAUCUUCGUGAACAACGCGCGCGUCCUGGCCGAGCGCUCCAACUACGAGGCGGUGAACCGGCACGGCAAGAAGCAGGUGCUGCACGUCGUCGACUCGGUGCUCGAGCCCGUCUGGUCCACGUCCGGCCAGCUCUACAACCCGGACGCCUUCCAGUUCCUCAACCAGUCCGAGAACCUCGACCUGGGCCUGCACCGCGUCCGAUCAUUCAGGCAACGAGUCUUCCAGAAUCAGAAGCAAAACGAUUUCAAGCUGGAGGGCAAGCACACUUUCUUCAUUCCUGUGGAUGAGGGUUUCAAGCCACUUCCUCGGCCUGAAAAAAUUGACCAGAAGGUGAUCGACGGUCACAUUAUUCCCAACCACGUGCUAUUCACGAGUGCUACUCCACUCGACGAAGAGUACGAGACGUUGGCGUUCACCGACAUGCUGCGCGUCGUCAUCUCCUUCACCAUGGAGUCUGACGGCAAGGCCCACAAGCCGUACGUUAAAAGUAACACAGUUAUCGGCGACGCGAACCACGCAACCGGUGCCGUCCUCGCCGAAAUCGUGAAGGCGAACAUCCCCGUCAAGAAUGGCGUCGUGCACCUUAUCCAGCGCCCACUCAUGGUUGUAGACAAUACGGUGAAGCAGUUUCUGGAGGAAAAGGAGGACGGCCCCCUGUACAAGUUCUACCAGGUGAUACUAGACGCGGGCGGCGACUUCAUCAACCAGAUCACCGAGAUGAAGGACCUCACUCUCUUCGCGCCGUCUAACGCCGCCUGGUCGGAGACCACGGCCAACAACCUCCUCACCGACCGCAAGAAGUUCCGAGAGAUCCUCAACCUGCACAUCGUGGCCGAGAAGCUCAGCAUAGAGAGCAUCGUGGAGCAGAAUGUCAAACAGAAGGAUUGUUUCGUGCAGGUUCCGACGAUGGCCGACCGUAAGAACCUCUACUUCAACGUCGUGCACGGCCCGGCGGGGAACAAGACGGUCACCGUCGAGGGCGGCGGUGUCAAUGCCACCAUUGUUCAGCCCAACAUAGCCGCUACCAACGGUAUGGUGCACAUCAUCAACAAGAUACUGGGUGUCCCGUACACGACAGUCAAGGAGAAGCUCCGGACGGACCCCAUGCUGAAUAAGACGUACCACCUCGGUGAGAUGUCAGACUUCAACAAGAUGCUGGACGAGAAGCACACCAAGUUCACAUAUUUUGUCCCCCGAGAUUUGGCUUGGAAAAAGUUGGAGGUCCGCGACCCGUCAGCGCACCGCAAACUCUUCAUGAAGGAAUUUACCUACCAGGUGAAACAGAUCCUGGAGAGACACCUGGUGAUCUCAGACCGGGUGUACACGAUGGGUGCGCUCAAGAAGCUCGCCUCCAACACUUCGUCCGUGCUGCCCACCAUGCGGGACCACCUCAGGCUGAGGGUUAGGGAGACCGAAAAGAGUAAGCAGAACCAGUCGCGAUACACGUCGGGUUACUACGUGGAGUGGCAGGGCGAGUGGAUCCACAUCUUCCGGCCAGACGUGGAGUGCACGAAUGGCAUCAUACACGUAAUGGAUUACGUCUUCAUGAAAGAGGGCGACAUCGUCGUGGGCGGCCCGGACGGAGCCGGCCAGCAGGUCGCGUCGUUCGCGGUCGUCGCGUCCGCUCACCUCGUCGUGCUCGCCACCGUCCGGUGGUUGCUGCACUAGUGGGCACUCGGCAAGUUCUAUAUUUCAGAGGCCGCGUAGUGCCAACUGGGAUCUCCUCGUUCCAGAGUAGAGACGCCGCCCGUUUCCGGCUCCGUGCCAGACGCAGACUGCCCGAGAACUGCGAAGUGAACAGUGUCACCGUGUCGGUGCGACGGGACGGGACGGGACCGCCGCCACAGAGACGGGCAGACGCAGCCGUCUGCGCGUGCCGAACUGACGGACUGCGUUCCGGCUUCUCGGGCACACUGUGGACUAUUACGUGUCUAAUUCGGUUGAAUGUGUGACUUGUGUAAACUGUAUUGUGUUCUCCUUAGAAUUUCUGUCUACUGUUAGCCUGUCGUGUUGUGACUGUGAGACGAUCCCACGUGACACACCGACAGAAGUUCACUCUCAGUUCCGGUCUGCUGCUCUCUCGAGUAGAGGACCCGUCGUCUCUUAAUGCGACCUCAGAUUUUUGGCAUUCCUUUAAUCUCCUUGUUAGGUAAUCCUCAAUAUUUUAUAGGCAUAACAAAUUUUCCAGUUCUGCAUUCCAUUCCUCAUUCCUUACUAAAUAUAUUCAGUCAUACAAGCAUUCCGUUUGGGGGUGUAACCUAACCUAUUUAUGGAGUUAUUUUCUUUUUUCAAUCUGUGUGUGUUCAAAAGUGUAAUAAUGGUAUCUUAUGCUGAAGUAGGCUCUGUUGCAGUGUACAUCUAGUCCAUUAAGAGACUUCAGUGUAAGGUCAGCUGAAACGCCAUUUAUUUGAAGUCAGGUCUGACACGUAGUGCGUAAAAUCUACCACUGGAUUCCUAAAAAUCAGUAAAGGAAACCUAUAUGUAUAUGCAAUCUUUGAAUUGAGUGAAAACAUGUGGCUUUGUUUUAAAGUUAUGAACUAAUUUUGUGUGCAUUUCCUAAAAAGAACUGACAAAGAGUCAUUUGAAUUGAUUUGUAGGUGUAAGUGUUCAGAGUAUGCUUUAGAUUUUAUUUCGAAGAUAAAGUCUAUUGUCUCAGAGGUUAUUUAUCAUUGUAGGCUAAGAAAACAGUGCUAUGUAGACAAGAAUAAAGUGAUAUUGUCAAAGCUGUGAGUAAGAUUACUAUAGCUGCCUCUUUGUAAUGCUAAAGAUGAUAAAUCAGAUGGGAAUUACUUUUUCAUAUCUCAAAAGUACAAGGGUUAGUGCUGCAGAAUUAAAUGUAAUGCAAAGAAUAUUUUAGGCAUAACUGUAACAUAUUUGUGCAGGAUACACCUUGCUCAAAAUAUCGGAUUCUGAGAGAUUCACACGUUAACACAUUUUAAUAGCAGAAAAAGAAUCUUUUUGUUAGUAUUGUGAUAGCCAAUAUUUGUGCAUCUCGUAAAUCUGGAUUUCGUUCUAGAGACAAUAAGAAGAAAAUAAAUACACCCUCAACUUAGCACACACUCCACGUACGGCACUAACCCACACCACUCUGUUACCCACGCCGUUUCCCUAUCGCAAUAGAUUUAGUAAACACGUGCAGGGUAUUGCGUCAAAUUCUGACCCGUAGGAAGAGCGUCCUGCCAGAACGUAGCCGGGCAACUUCUGGUGACCAAAGUAGUCUGCGCGAAUGUAACAGAUGUUUUCCAUAGAAAGCUUCAGAUUUGGGCCUGGUUUUGCUGUAGAACGUGCACAUAUCAUAGUGGCAGGAUGCCCUAAAAUGUUUUUAAACUCAUUUUCUUAUCCUCCCGGAGACCAAUAACAAUACAGGAGGAUACCGGGAAGAGAGGUUUCCUCGAGCCGCGUCACGAGAGCUCGCGGCAACGACUUGCCCCGUCUGCAAUUCUGUACUGGCAGGAAACUUCUUUCUCGUCGAGCUCGGGCAUCCUUUUCUUUCGAGGUGCUGGUUAGCUAGUGAUUACUUACUUUAAACUGCACACAGCCAAGUUUCCUCGAGUAGUCGAAGAAAUUUUCACCUACCAGAAAACUGAUCUGCCAAAAUAUGUGUUAAGUCUGUAUCCCUGAUAGAUUGUAAAUCUUUUAAAAAUGCAUAGUGAAAGGUUUAGAAAGAAGAAAUAAUUUUUGAGAACAAAGUACUCUCACUCUAAUAUACUUUAUUUUAAGGAAGUGAAUUGCAAUUGUUAAAUAUAAAGUUUUAUCUUUCACGAUUACAACAGAUACGGGUGAAUAACUGUAUCAUUUAAAAGGAUUACAUCUUAACACUGGAGCCACAUUGAUAUAUUUUGAACUAACGCAUAUAUGUACAUUUGUAAAUGCGUACUGUGUCCCAAAGUUUAAUUUGCUCGGUGUUUACGGCACUAGAAUGUCGGCGUGUUAGCACGUCAGUCUCCGUGUGCAUUCUCCGAGCCUGUCGUGCGCUCUAAUGCUCUGUGUUGUGGGUAGUAAGAUGCGAGGCACUGCUGCCGUGCGUGUCGCGACUGAGCAAACGGUAACCCGUCUCCGUCUCCUUCCGACUGUUUCUUUGAGAAGAAUUUCUGAGGCACACUCGUGGUAUAGAAUGUAAAGAUUCUCUAACUCUAUUUGUCAAACAGUUCAUUUAUUAAAACUCGGAUUUUACAUAAUGCCGUAAGCAAGAUCGUACUCGACGUGUACGAGAGAAACUAUUUAAACAAAUGCGAGUAAAUAAGCUGCGUUCAAAAAUAAAAAGGUUCAAUUAAUUUUUAGUAAUACCGUUCCUGUACACAUUAUCAUUACAAUUUAAAUAUAAGCCCGAGAUAAAUGUGUCAGCAAUAAGGGUGGCAGUUAAUGAACAGAGCUAUUAGAACCGGACUGUCAUCACUAUCCAAACUAAUUAUAGCCGAGCGACGUGGCUCCAGGUGCUAACUGGAAGCCAACAUCUGAAGUAUGAAUACGUGGAUACUUCAAAAAUGUUUGCUCAGCUUCAGAAAAUGUAUUCAUAAGUUUUAGAGUCAGGUUUACGAAAAAUCUCGUGGGUUACUUUAAAUAAAUAUUGUUUGCCAGUGGAGUUGUUAUUUAUGGACUUUGUGUGUGUAUGUUAGUGUGACUUAUAAUUGUACACCAAAGUGAUUAGUUCUGAUUGUGAAUCUCAUUGUAUGCUCUGAUUAAGUACAAAUUGUAUGCCCAAAUACAGCUUAGAAACUCUGACACAAAAUUUAGCAAUAUUUAUUUCAUAUUAUUGAUUAAUUACUAGCAGUUUUAAAAAACUGUACUGUCAAUAAAAAUGUGGAAAAAUUGUAUCAUAAAACUGUUGCUCUUCUGUAUCAGGGGCAGAGAACCUCAUUUUUGUGCAAGUCAAUAAAAGUGUAAUUGUAAUUAAGCUUUCAAAUCUGCUCUCAGUAAUCAUGAAGCUCGGUUGUGCUUACUGAAAGGCAACAACAAAUGUAUCUACUUACUGUAAGAUCACAGUCGGGUCAGUGUUUGCUGCUGUUAAUUUUUUUCCAGUAGCCCGGAGAUGUCUGCUGUUGUGGUGACGGAAGCCGCAGACUGAAAUGCGAGCUGUUUUUAAUCUGCCAACUCGGACACUCGUGACGGUGGGCUCUGUGCUGUUUCACUGAGGGUCAGUUUGAGGUCACGUAACUUUACCUGUAACUGUGUAAACUAAAAAUUAAUGGACCAAAAUAAAGUGAAACUUGACACACAA